AUGUUACAAACUAUAGGCGAUACACGGGAAGGCUUUCUUUGUCCACAAUGUCAUCAAGACAUGGGAAAUCUGGAAAUGUUACAAAUACAUUUUCAAAAUGUACAUAUGAAACAAUCUUCAACUAUUAUCAAAGGUUUGUUUUCAUUUGCAAAACAAAAAUUAAAAAGUGUUCAAGAUAACUUUCAAAAUUCUAAUGAACCAUCGAAAAUGUAUUCACAAUACUUUUCAUUUGAUCCACAUGAUUAUUAUUCAAAAAAACAAUACAUGGGAUUUACUCGUUCACAUUAUGCUUAUUUUCAAAUUGUACGAAAAGAUAAACUCCAUGAAAUAUAUACUAAAACGCAACAACUUUUACUUCGCUUGGAACUAUUAACAGAUAUCAAUGAACACACACCACCCAAUGGAAAUACGAAAGAACGUCGAAAAUACGAACAAAGUAUUAUUCCAUGGAUGGAAGAUUCUGUGGUAUCAAUUUGUAGUUCAUGUUCAGCAUUAUUUGGUUUCUCUAGACGAAAACAUCAUUGUCGACUAGACGGAUUGGUUAUUUGUAAUCAAUGUUCACAGUUUAUUUUAUUUUCCACAGCUCGACGUAUUAUUGAUUCGAAUACAUCAUCCACGUUAACCACCAAUAAUAGUUCUACAAUUCAACAACUGAUGAAUCUAAAAACGGUAACAUCAUCAACAAUUAUCAAUAAUGCAUCAAAUGAAGAUCAUCUUCGUAUUUGUAUGUCUUGUGCAAGAUGUUUACAAAAUUGUUAUCGUCAAAUAUUUUUCAAGAACAUUCCAAAAGAUGAAAUAUUUCAUUAUUAUGAAAAUAUUAUUCAAGCAAGAAAGGAGUACACUCAAUUUCAAUCAACAUAUGUUGCCAUUAUCGAUUCGAUCUUGAGUGGAAAUACAAAAUAUCAAAUCAAAGACGCUCAACAAGUAUAUCGACAGCUGAGUGUUAGCUAUGAAAAAAUCGAUUCAGUAUCGAAAAAAUUUGUUGCUUUCGCGGAUAAAUGUCCAAACAUAGAUGAAAAUGAUAUUUCAUCAAAAGCUCGUUACGCUACACUUUGUCGUAAUAUUCGCAUGUAUGCGAUACAACUGUUACAGAAUUUCUCUUUAUCAACUAGACGACUGCCAACUGAAGAUGAGAUAAAACAAGCGCGUGACGCAAAACAGCGAUCAGAUAAUGAAUUGAUGGCAAAAGUAAUUUUAACUAUUCCAGGAAUUAAUUGUAAUGUACUAGAAUUAUCAGAAGAAUUAAAACCAUUUAUUCAACAAUACUAUCAAGUAACACAAUAUAUGCAACAAGCGAAACUAGCCGGACGUGAUGAUGAAGCCAAAUUUUUAGAAUCGAAUUUAGAAGAACUUGCUCGAGCUAUGAGAGUGGCGCAUCAACAAUAG
This is a messenger RNA of Rotaria socialis, 1386 nucleotides long. Lineage: Eukaryota; Metazoa; Rotifera; Eurotatoria; Philodinida; Philodinidae. The record is from the annotation of a GenBank genome assembly.